This is a messenger RNA of Anneissia japonica, 5924 nucleotides long. RefSeq names its product protein SMG7-like. Lineage: Eukaryota; Metazoa; Echinodermata; Crinoidea; Comatulida; Comatulidae. Gene Ontology annotation, biological process: nuclear-transcribed mRNA catabolic process, nonsense-mediated decay. The transcript has 18 exons. Bases 99 to 3785 code for a protein of 1228 amino acids. The record is from RefSeq and is a predicted model, not a curated record. Gene Ontology annotation, cellular component: telomerase holoenzyme complex. Gene Ontology annotation, molecular function: protein binding; telomerase RNA binding; telomeric repeat DNA binding.
UAUCAAACUUCUAACACGUUUAAGAAAUAUACAAUAAUGGCGGAGUUCACGAAGUGAAAAUUUUUGGGCGACAACUUUACAAACUUUGCAGGAAUGUAAUGAGUUGUGCUCAGUUGCUCCGGCGAGCUGAUGAACUCAAGGCAAAAAUAAUAGAGGGAAAUGCUGAAACUUGGGUAACCCGCCAGACGCUCCUGGACCUCUAUCAGCAGAUUCUUAUCACAAAUCUAGAAUUUGCCCUCGACAAAAAAGUAGAGCAAGACCUAUGGAACCAUGUCUUCAAGAACCAAAUCAACAUCUUACAAAGAAAAGUAAAAGACAAGGCGAAUCCAAAAAGAACAGAAUUACAAGCUACCCUGACAUUAUUCCUAGACAGUGCUAGUGGUUUUUAUCUCCAGCUCCUCCAGGAAUUAUGCAGUGCAUUUGACCUAAGGCUACCAUGUCGGGUGACACCAUCCAAGCUAGGAAUUCUUGACGAUAAAAACCCCAAUCACCAGAAGGUAAAGCAAGCACAACAUGCCUCUUGCCUCUACAUCUGCCAAUACUGCUUGGUACACCUUGGAGACCUGUCCCGUUACAGAACAGAAACUAGUCAAGCGGAAAGCUAUUACAGGCACGCUGCUAAAUUAGUUCCCUCCAGUGGGCAGCCCUACAACCAACUGGCCAUCGUAGCAGCAUCACGAGGGGACCAGUUGGCAAUGACGUUUUUCUAUGUUCGCAGCACAGCUGUCCGACACCCUUUCCCGGCAGCAUCUACUAAUUUACAGAGUACCUUUGCAAAGCUUGUUGAUAAGGAUGAGGUCAAACUUUUCAAGAUGAAACUUGUUGAAUUAAUUCAUUUCUUCACCAAGUUUCAUGCUGUGAUACACCUGACUGUAGGAGAUGCUGAUUUACAAGUUGCCUCGAUGAUUCGUGACAAGUUGGAGGAGAAUUUCCGUUCACACUUAGCUCAAGAAUCACUCUCAGCAAAGCAGCUUGUACAGAUGAUGGCAAUUAACAUGUUCACACUGCACCAUAUUAAACAUCUUGAUAAGGAGACGACUGCUGGGGACGAGAAGGACGAGGAUGAUGUAGCGUUGUCGGACGAUCUAUACACACAAGAUGAGAUCCAGUCGUGGAAUCUAACACUAAAUUUGACAGUAACAUUAUUCCAGUUGAUGUUGCACUACAUACCAUCCAAGUCGCAGGAGAAAGCACGUCAGUGGGUUUGUCUACCAGCUAUCAGGGUUUUCUUGGACUGGCUAAUCCAUCAUCCUUACAUCUUUGAAGACGAUGUCGUCGUCUCAAAACCAAUUGUUUGGAGUAAAUUAGCUAAGUUGCUGACCUUUGUACAGUAUAAGGAUUCUGCUGAUGUGCUGCCUUCUAACCAGGCAUUGUGGGAAGACAUUGAAGUAGAUCAGUUUCUGCCUCUUAAAAAAUCUCACAGUGUUCUAAACUUUGAUGAGUUCAACCAGGUUAAACUAAAUUCAGAAAUGGAGAGUAGAGAGAGAGUUUGUCGUCUUGUACAACAUGGAAAGUGGCUGGUAGAAAACCAGUCAGGUUUAAUGAAAUCUGAACGAGCUGAAACAUCAAGUAAGCUGAUCUUCACUUGUGCACUAAGUGAAGAACAGGUGAGAAAACAGCAGCAGAAGUCUAAACAACAGAAGUUGUUGCCUUCAAAACCGAAACCAGAGAGCAAGAUCCAGACACAUACUAACCUAAAGACAGCAUUGAAGAAAGGUAGAGAAGGACCCCCUAGGAAGGUGGAAUUUGCUGGGAUUGAAGAAAUUAUUCAUGAAGAUAGACGGUCAGAAAACAAGCGUCCAGACUCAAAAACUCAAAGUAUUGCUGUGCAGGCGAUUCUGCCAAGGAAGAAGACAUCGUCUGAAUCAGAUUCUUCAAUUACCCCAAUCGGUAGCCCCCCAUCCAUUUCGAUCCCAAGCCGUCAGCCUGUUGGAGUGUUCCAUGAGCAGAACCCUAUACAAUCACCGGUCAGCAACUGGGAGCCUGAAGGCCCACCCCACUUCCAUUCAGGACCUAAGCCUCAUGCAAACACUAUGCACAACAUUCAGUCCUGGCAGGGAAGCAGCAGUGCUGGCACCAACAACCCAGGCCCAUAUCAGAGCUUCAACUCUUCAGGACAAAUACCGCAGGGACAAUAUCAGAAUCCAAGAUAUCGACACCCUCAACCUCAUAUGCAAGAUCAGGGAAUCGGGUCUCAUGGAAUGCCAGGCAGCCCAGGUGGUAACUGGUCAUCUCCCCAGCGUAGCCCCUCACAAACCAAUCCCCCAAGACAUAACUACCCUGGUGGUCAACAACCUCCAGGUUAUCCCCAAACUUCUCAAGGUUCUAAAGAGAACAAUCCAAUUCCUGGUAGGAUUCCACAAGCAAACUGGAAUAAGGGACUGCCGUGGCAAGGAGACCAGCAUCAUGGAAAUUUACAGGGACGUUCGGCUAAUCAGUGGUCAAAUCCAGGUGAUGGAAGACAAUCCUACCAACAGCUUCCCAAGUAUGAUUGGCAGGGUCGCUAUUCGGGGCCACCAAACCAGCCCCAUGAGAUGUUCAACCAUCGAACACCAGCACCAUUUCAUCGUCCUGCGGAGAGUCCCACGCAGUUGAAUUCACCCACCUCCUCUCAACCUAAUAUGCACACGUCACGACCUUUGAACAAUCCUGGCUGCGGUCAAUCACACACAGGUCAGUACCCAUUACGAGCACGACAACCCUCUCCACAAAGUCCGCAGCCCAUGUCUAUGCAGAAUCAGAAUGUCAUGAUGAAUCAUCCAAGAGUAGGCACACCAACCAAGUCACCUCAGAGCAUGGACGGAUUUGUCUUUCCCUCUGCUGCGGAAAUAAGUGCUGGAAGACAGUUUAAUCCUGUGAAUAUGGACAGACAGGCUCAGUCAACUGGUUUCAACCAUUUCAAUGGUCGGAAUUCAAGAAUGCCAGCCACAAAUGCUCAGAAUACAGCAACCAUGCAAGCAUUGAGAGAGGAAGCCAACAAGAACUUCAUUGGUAUGACAGAUCUAAGCAAAGGGAGUAAGCUUUCUCUUGGCUUCAUCCCUAAUGGGCCAUUCUCACCAGACUUUGACCAUCAGGAGACCAAUAUGCAUCUGAGGCAAGGAGCCUUGAGUGACUUCUUCAGCGCCAUGGAUCAGGAGGUUAAUUUUAGCGAUGAUAGAAGUCCAUUUCAGCCACCGUAUGGAUAUGGGUAUCCCAUGAAUAAUGAUGGGUCAAAAAAUAUGGCACCUAAGCUGGUGACUCCAGAUGAUCGCAUCCCCUCACCUCGGCAGACACCUAGCCCAGCUGUCAACAAUCAACGACUUGCAAUCACCUUCCCAGGGUUAGACAGCACCAAAAACACUGGAAAUAGAGCUCAUGGAUUCAAUAACGUUGGUGGCAGCAAACCAGGAUUUUUUGAGGAAAAUAUAAGGUCAACUGGUGCUUACACCCUCUUCACUCCCUCCCCCUGGACAGCAGGUCAAGGUGAUAAUCUUGUGCUACCAUCUUCACCUUUUGUCAGUCAACCAACGAGUCCAAAUGCCACACCACGUUCCCAGUCACCCAUCCACCAAGGAACGUUAGGCCUGACAGAAAACCUGCCUGGCAUAGGGCUCAGUUGGCGCGAUGAGAGAACCAACAACGUCUGGGGCUCCUCGCAUCAGUUAUCUAGCUCGCCAACCAGCAGUUUAUUACCGGAGAGACUUCAGUCAAUUUGGUCAAGCCCAAUCGGUUCUUCAUCAGAACCAUCGCCGUUGGAGAUGUUACUACGGCAACAACAACAAAAACAACAUCACCACGACACGUGAGUGACAUUGGAGAGCAGGCUCGGAUGAGAGCUUUCGGAUUUCUUCGUACCUUCUACCACAUGCUGUACCUUAACUACAGGAAUGAAGUGGAGUUGCUGCUUGGACACAAGUCAGCGGUAUCUUGUGAUGUGCGUGCAACGUGGCCAACGGAGCUGGUUCCACUAACAAACUACAAUCGCUAGUCAGCAUAUUCAACGCUCACACCCAUGGCCUAGCCUUGGAAACACGGUGAAAGCGAACGAAGACAAUAAUAGUUGGAUCUACUAUGGGAUAGUAAACUGGCUAGUGAUGAAAAUUAAACAACCGGAUAACUCAUCGAAGGACAACUGUUGUUAUGUUGUUAUUCAGCUUUGUAUUUUCUGGGAUAUAGUGCAAAAAAAAACCUAUGAAGAUUGGUCAACUUUGUGUUACUAGUAUUACCGUACUACCAUUAUUAGUGAACAGGCAAUUUCUAAUAAAAUAAAGAAAUUUUAACAAAGUGGCUAAUCGGCAGCUAUCUGUUGUACAGAUGUUCUCUAUAUAUAGCCAAUCAGUUCAUCUCUUGUUGGAAACUGGAACGAUAACACCACGUUUAAUAGAAAUUCUUUUUUUAUUCUUGGCAGCUCAUGUUUUGUGUAGCUAUUAAUUAACGUAUAAUGUCUUCGAAAAUGGGCUGGUUGCUCUUGAUAAUCUGUUUCAUGUCAUUGGCCUCCAAGUGAAAUAGGAAACGAACAUCGUAUAAGCACUUGUAAACAGACACCUUCCAUCCUAUGUUCUAUCUAUCUUCUAUCGUAUGCAAAUGUCGGUUAUGGAGUGAACAUGGUAUUUUGUGAUGUGAUGAGAAUUCAAUAUUAUUUACUAAUUACAGUUUAAAGAUGAUACAUCAACUCUAAAAAAAGAAUAUGUAAAUUCUAUGAUGACCAUUGAAAUUAUUUAAUAAUUAUGGUUUUAAAUGUGAAACAUCAGCUCUAAGAACACGGAUAUUCUUUAACGAGCAAUCAAUCUUAAUUAAUAUUACCAAUUUUAUUAUGAAAAAUUUAUAAGCUGUGGCCCAAAAUUUAACUGUUUGGACAUUAAUUUCUAUUAAAGAGAUUUCCCGAAAUUGAUGGUAUACAACAUACAUAUAUUUAAAUAUAAUGUCUUUGUAUGAUGCAUAUAUCAUUAUUCAAAAACUCUGUGUGUGUUCAAUUACAAGAGUGUGUUUGCCAUUUGCUAUUGUUUGUUCAUUUGUACUGGGGGUGGUUUAUUUUUUUCAUUCACUUGUCUAUGUUUAUGACUAUAUAAUUGUAUAGAUCGCACCGACAGACUCUUUGUGCAAAUGAGACAAACUGUCAACGCAUAUGUUUGUAUUUUGUCCCAUAAUACUGGCAUACGAAGUAAUAGUAUUAUUGUCUGGAAUACAUCUUAUUCACCUGUUUUUUUAUUUUUGUUUGAAAAUCUAACAAGAGAGACUGAAAGUUAUUAGUGCAUACUGCAUAUAAAAGUUGCAUGUUUCUGGUCAAUAGAAAAAAGUAUUAUCAUUAAUAGCAAUUAUUGCCUAUUUGUGCUUGAUUAUCGCUAAGCCCACAGCAUCACAGCGUAUUUUUUGCUUGUGCAUCUUGCCGUUGAUUUCCAAUACACUAGGAAAAGAAAGCACAGAUUAAAGAGUUGCAUGGAAUUGAUCCUCCCAACUAGAAUGACCAUGGCUGCAUCAAACCAUAGAGGGUGGUCUUUAUGGUUGUGUAGUUAGUUUUUUGCUUGUUGAGAUAAGAUAAAAUUAAUGGUUUGAUCCAUUCUGUUCCACCUGAUCAAAUUGCAAUGUUUUAUUAAAUUCGUGAGUUGAGAAUAUACUAUGGAAUGUUAAUUUUUACUCAAGAGAUUAUCGAUUAGAAUGUUAAUGAGUUAAAAACAAAGGACGUCGAAAGAAAUAUGUAUAGUGAAUUUUGAUUGGUCCACCCGCUGCAAUAUUUAAUCAACCUAUAUUUUACUUUGGUUCUCUAUCAAGCUUGGUCAUAAACAGUAGUUAAAUAUACUUCACGUGUGACAAAGCCAUCUGAUUUGGUUUCAGUUGUUGGCGGUCUCUAGGCAGUGUUAGACAGGAGAGGAUAGCUGUGUUGUUGUUCACAAUAAAUAAAUAAAUAAAAAUAAUAAAGUAGUUGAUACUUCUACUAAUCAAGAUAA